AUGAAGUUAACAGAGGCCCUAGUGUGUAUGGGGUUCCAGCAAAGCCAUUAUGACUAUUCUUUGUUUACAAAGAAGGCUGGGAGUGAUAUAGUAGUCAUACUGGUAUAUGUAGAUGAUCUUUUGAUCACUGGGAACAAUCAACAGUUGCUGUGUGAAACAAGAUCAGAUCUCAAGAAAAGGUUCAAGAUGAAGGAUCUAGGAGAGCUAAAAUUCUUCCUAGGUAUUGAGUUUGCAAGGUCUAGACAAGGAAUUCUCAUGUGUCAAAGAAAAUAUGCACUAGAGUUAAUCUCUGAGUCAGGACUAAGUGGUGCAAAGCCAGCUGCCACACCCUUAAAGCUGAACCAGAAGUUAACAACCACUGAGUUUGAUAAGUGUUUCAGUACCAAGAACACUAACUCAGAUGAAGUGCUGAAGAAUCCUGGUACAUAUCAAAGACUGGUAGGAAGAUUGCUAUAUCUCACUAUGACCAGGCCAGAUAUUGCCUUUAUGGUGCAAGUGCUCAGUCAGUUCAUGCAUUGUCCUAAAGUGUCUCAUAUGGAAGCAGCAUUGAGAGUAGUAAGAUAUCUAAAGCAGGCACCAGGUCUGGGACUGCUUAUGCCUGGAGAAUCUUCAAGUAAGCUGACUGCUUACUGUGACUCAGAUUAG
Messenger RNA from Nicotiana attenuata, 645 nucleotides. RefSeq lists its product as uncharacterized. Lineage: Eukaryota; Viridiplantae; Streptophyta; Magnoliopsida; Solanales; Solanaceae. Bases 1 to 645 code for a protein of 214 amino acids. The transcript has a single exon. The record is from RefSeq and is a predicted model, not a curated record.